AUGGCGUCAAUCAACACCAUUGGUUUCCAAGGGAAUUGGAAUCUGAGCAAUGCAAAGAAGGAAAAUGUGAUAUACACUGGAAAUCUUAGAUAUAAUUAUUUUCAUCAUCACAACAGCAAACGAAGAUUUUCAUUGGUGAUUACAGGUUGUAACCAUGGAAGUACUUAUAAGAAAGUGGACACAAUUAAUGGAACCAAAGUGAAUGGUUUACAAGUGGCAGAGGCUCCAAGAAAAUUGACAAGUGAAAACACAACAGAUGUUGGUCUUGUUACAAAUGGAAAAUUUGUUGAAGGGAGGCUUGUGUUUCGACAGAUUUUUGUUAUUAGAUCCUAUGAAAUUGGUCCAGAUAGAACUCUCACCAUGGAGACACUCAUGAAUUUUCUUCAGGAAACUGCACUAAAUCAUGUUACAAGCUCUGGGAUAGGAGGAGAUGGAUUUGGAGCUACCCGCGAGAUGAGCCUAAGGAAACUCAUUUGGGUUGUUACUCGUAUUCAGGUUCAAGUGCAAAGAUAUAACAAAUGGGGAGAAGAAAUUGAAGUUGAUACCUGGGUGGAUGCAGCAGGAAACAAUGGAAUGAGAAGAGAUUGGAUAAUCAGAGAUCGCUGUACCGGAGAGAUCAUAACUAAAGCAACAAGCACAUGGGUGAUAAUGAACAGAGAAACAAGAAGAUUAUCGAAAAUACCCGAAGAAGUUAAAAGAGAGCUUUCUCCUUUUUACAUUCAUAGGAUUGCUGUAGCGAGUGAAGAAAGAGAUUGUGAAAAGAUAGACAAACUCACAGAUGACACUGCUGAGACAACACGUUCUGGUUUGGCUCCAAGGUGGAAUGACAUGGAUGUUAACCAGCAUGUUAACAAUGUGAAAUACAUCGGAUGGAUAUUAGAGAGUGUGCCGAUGAAAGUUCUAGAGGAUUAUAAAAUGAAAAGCUUGACUUUAGAGUAUAGGCGUGAAUGUACACAAUCGAAUACGUUGGAAUCUAUGACAUGUCCAACAGAAAGAGUGAUAGGCGAAUCUGAUAAUAAUUCCAGCAAUAGAAAACCUGAUCUGCAAUACACACACUUACUUCGUUUACAAGAUGAUAAAAAAGAAGUUGUUCGAGCUAGAUCUGAAUGGCAUUUAAAGCAAAAUCAGCAAUGA
Molecule: messenger RNA, 1134 nt
Organism: Lathyrus sativus (Indian pea)
Lineage: Eukaryota; Viridiplantae; Streptophyta; Magnoliopsida; Fabales; Fabaceae
Source: the annotation of a GenBank genome assembly